Molecule: messenger RNA, 1416 nt
Organism: Gastrolobium bilobum
Lineage: Eukaryota; Viridiplantae; Streptophyta; Magnoliopsida; Fabales; Fabaceae
Product: protein mak16
Exons: 9
Coding region: 202-1113 (303 amino acids)
Biological process (GO): maturation of 5.8S rRNA; maturation of LSU-rRNA
Cellular component (GO): preribosome, large subunit precursor; nucleolus
Source: RefSeq, a predicted model, not a curated record
UUCUGGAAAAAAUCGAAGCCUUCCCUUCCUUCCAUCUUUCGCUCCUUCAAAGGAGGCUUUUCCUUCCAUCGUUUCAGCAGCGCCUGAAGGAGCCUCAGUCCAAACGAACUCCAUCAUUUUUUCCUUAGGCGACUCAAACAUUGAAGCUUUCGCAUCCUCUUAACUACAACACCGAAGAACCCUUAAUAUUUUCUUUCAAAGAUGCAGCAUGACGAGGUUAUAUGGCAAGUUAUCAGGCACAACCAUUGCAGUUACAUGGCCAAAAUUGCGACGGGGAUUUUUUGUAGAAACCCUUAUAACGUCACUGGGGUUUGUAACCGAAGCUCUUGCCCUUUAGCUAAUAGUCGCUAUGCCACCAUUCGUGACGACAACGGAGUGUUUUACCUUUACAUGAAAACUAUAGAAAGAGCUCAUAUGCCCAAGAAUUUGUGGGAAAGAGUUAAGCUGCCUAGGAAUUACGAGAAGGCGCUUGAAGUCAUCGAUAAACAUCUGAUGUACUGGCCCAAGCUUCUUAUACACAAAACAAAGCAACGUUUGACCAAAAUGACCCAGAUGCGGAUACGCAUGAGGAAACUUGCUUUGAAGACAAGGGAGAAAAUAAUGACAACUCCAAGGAAAGAGAUAAAGAGAGAGGCUAGAAGAGAAGCGAAGGCCGAAAAAGCAGCUUUGUUAGAAAAGUCUAUUGAAAAAGAGCUAUUAGAACGCCUUCAAAAAGGAGUUUAUCAACAAAGUGACAUAUACAACUAUCCUCUUGAAGAGUACAAUAAAGUUCUUGAUAUGGAGAAACUUCAACUUGCUGAUGAAGAGGAUGAAGAGGAACCAGAGAUAGAAUAUGUAGAAGGUUAUGAUGAACUUGAAGAGGAAGAUGACAUAGAGGAUUUUGGUGGUUUAGCAAUUCAUGAGUCUCAGGGUGAUUAUGACGAUGAAAAUGCUGGAAGUACUGAAGAUGAAGAGGACGAAGCAGUUGAUCGGAGGAGAGAGAAGAGGAAAAUGACUUUAGCUUCAAAGAAACUUGAAAAGGAUGCCCUUGAUUCUAAAUCAAAGAAGAAGGCUAGGGUCCUUGUUGAGGUGGAGCGUGAUGAUGCUGAAGAAAGACAAGUGGUGGUACAGUAGUUAUAUUUCACGCUGGUGACUGAUAGGAGAGGAAAGCUGCUAUAGAAGCAACAGAAUUUUGAAUGCUGAGUCUUCUAAUUAGUUUGUGCCCCCAGGAAGGAAAAAAAAAAAAAUAGAACUGAAUUUUUUAUUUUUAUUUUUUUUAAUUUCAGUAUUUUAAAUUAUACAUUUUUUUUUCUAUUUAUUUCCCGCAUGUUUUGUAGAAAUUCAGGGUUGGCAAAUGCCAUAAAAUAUGGUCCAGGUCGGUUUGAUAGAUUCUGUUCAUCUGAUUCCUACAUUGAUGCAGCACUGUGACUCUGAUCA